Molecule: messenger RNA, 4733 nt
Organism: Heterocephalus glaber (naked mole-rat)
Lineage: Eukaryota; Metazoa; Chordata; Mammalia; Rodentia; Bathyergidae
Gene: Eri2
Product: ERI1 exoribonuclease family member 2
Molecular function (GO): 3'-5'-RNA exonuclease activity; nucleic acid binding; zinc ion binding
Source: RefSeq, a predicted model, not a curated record
CUACCGAGAGGCUUCUCCGCCUAAAACCACUCCCCCGGCCCGCGAGUCCUGGUGACGACGACAAGAAGCACUGCAGACCGGACACCCUCCCGCCGCUUCAGACACAACGUGAGACACCGACUUCACCGCCUCCUCCUCAACGCUGGGCGUUUGAACGGACCGGAAGUGGCCCGGCUGAUUUCCGGCGGUUGAAAUUCCAAGAACAGGAAGUGUCUGGCAUGGCGACCAAACGGCUAGCGCGGCAGCUUGGAUUAAUUAGGAGAAAGUCAAUUACACCAGCAAGUGAGAAUCUUGGCAGAAGCAAAUCCAAGCAAUUAUAUGACUACUUAAUUGUCAUUGAUUUUGAGUCUACAUGCUGGAAUGAUGGGAAGCACCACAACAACCAAGAAAUAAUUGAAUUUCCAGCAGUACUGCUGAAUACAUCAACUGGAGAGAUUGAAUCUGAAUUCCAUGCUUACGUUCAACCUCAAGAACAUCCAGUUCUUUCUGAAUUUUGCAUGGAACUGACGGGCAUAAAGCAGGCUCAAAUAGAUGAAGGAGUCCCUCUGAAGAUUUGCUUGUCUCAGUUCUGUAAAUGGAUUCAUAAAAUUCAGCAAGAGAAGAAAAUUGUUUUUACUCCUGGGGUUUCAGAUCCUUCUACUUCUGAAGUAAAAUUAUGUGCAUUUGUUACCUGGUCAGACUGGGACUUAGGUGUUUGCCUGGAGUAUGAGUGUAAAAGAAAACAGCUGUUAAAACCUGUGUUCUUAAAUUCUUGGAUUGAUCUCAGAGCAACUUACAAGCUUUUCUAUAGAAGAAAACCAAAAGGACUAAGUGGUGCCUUGCAGGAAGUGGGAAUAGAAUUCUCAGGACGAGAACAUUCUGGGUUGGAUGAUUCUCGGAAUACUGCUCUUCUUGCCUGGAAAAUGAUCAGGGAUGGUUGCCUAAUGAAAAUUACAAGGUGUUUGAAACAGGUUCCCAAGAAGAAUCCCAGCCUUUUGGCCAGAAAUUUGAAUACAAAUCAAGUUGGAGAAACAUCCACCUGCAACUUUAGCAUCCAGAAUCCCAGAAUAUAUGAUAGGGAGUCUAAAAAUUCAGUAAAUGCUCAGGAAAAAAUUCAAAGGAAUUCUGUUUGUAUGAAUUCCCCCAUAAAGGUACAGCAGCAUCACUUACUACCAGAGAACAAUAUAAAAGCCAGUCUUCACAGUAUGAAAAGUUGCUCAUCUAUUUUUAAUACUAAGCCCUCUACUUCUCAGGGACAGUUUCAGUCUCACAGCUUGAAUUCACCUAUCUAUGUGCAGAAGCAAAGAAAAAGUGAACAUCUUGCUUUUAAAACCAAAUCUAAGUCUUCUACUCAUGGUUCAGCAUUGGUACUUGUUUCUACCACCAUCCCAUCUGUUAAUCAUGUCUCUGAUACGGAAAUGAGUUCUACGGUUGACUGCUUCCCUAUGUUGGCUGAUUGGGAAGAUGUAGUUUUACUGCCAGCAUCUCAGCCUGAGGAAAAUAUAGAUUGUAUACCUCCUGUAAGUGACACAAACUUAGAUACUUCAUUUAAUUCUGGAGAAAGGUUAAUGGUUUUAAAAGAAUCAAAAGCCCUAAGUCCUGAAAAACUUGAGGGCAUCAAGGAAACUCCUCAAAAAUUUGAGACUCCUCAGUCUUUUGUGUACAAGAGUCCUCACACUACUGUUUAUAAUGUAAAAGAAGCCAAACAUCCAGGUUCAGAUGCUUCUGCUUUUAAAUUACCUCAAUGCAAAUCAUUUACCCUCAGCAGUGCUAAUGCCAGUGCAUCUCAUCAUUCAGUUUUGGUGAAACAUCCUCUUUUAGGUGGCACUAAAAGGAAUUCAUCUAAUCUUCCAGCUUUCCCACCAGCAAAAAAACAGGCCUUCAUUAUUCAUGAAGAAAAGCCUAUAUCACUUGAUUGCUCUCCAGUAAGAAGUUCUUCCCUGAAAGUUCUCCCCUCUAUAUUAACAUCUACAGUUAAUCUACAGGAGCCUUGGAAGAGUGGGAAAAUGACACCUCCCUUAUGCAAGUGUGGCCGAAGAUCUAAGAGACUUGUUGUUUCUAAUAAUGGACCAAACCAUGGGAAAGUCUUCUAUUGUUGUCCUAUUGGGAAAUACCAAGAAAACAGAAAACGUUGUGAUUAUUUUAAAUGGGAACAAACACUUCAAAAGGAAAGAACCAAUACCAUAGUUCUUUCUCACUCCACAGGGGGACUCACUUUUAGUUCUCCAAAAACAAGCCAUACUCAUGCCAAAACUUUAAGUUUUUUGACUAAAAAUUCUCUGAGACUCAGACCUUCCAUGAGGAAUUGAUAAACUUUCUUUACUCUAAAGUAUGUUUUUAUUUUCAGUGCAACUUUUUUUUAUUUUCAGUCCUGGGGAUUGAACCCAGGGCCUUCACAAUGAGUUAAAUCCCCAGCCUCUCCUCCUUUUUUGAGUCAGGGUCUCUUGAAGUCACUGAGUUUUACAGGUUGUAUUUGAACUUGUGAUCCUCCUACCUCAACCCCCCCAGAGUGCUGGGAUUACAGGCUUGUGCAUUCAUGCCUGGCUUCAGUAUAACUUUUAGUACAGGGAAGAUUUUUUUUACAAAAAUACUCUGGGGCUGAAGUUAUGGAGACUUAUCUGAGCUCUGUAGACUACAUUGGAGCAGUUACACACACAUACGCACACACACAAAUUGAGAAAAAAUAAAUUUCAUAUCAUUUUACUUUCAUUCACCAGUUGUCUAACAUUCGUGUUGUGUUUGUUCGUGUAUAAAUACUAACUGCUCCUUAAAUUCCCAAACAUUAAUAUUGUAGUAAUAUCUUACAGUUUUAUUUAUAUUUCAUAUAUUAGUAUGAACUUAUUUAUCAUUCAUAUUCUCUCUCUCUCCCUCUCUCUCUCCCUCCCUCUCUCCCCCUCACUGUCACUCUCUUUUCAGUGCUAGGGAUGGAACCUAGAGCCUCACACAUGCUAAGCAAGUGCUCUAACACUGAACUACAUCCCUAGCCUAUCAUACUUUCUUGAAAAACCACAAAUAAAAUAUUUUGUAAACUCUAUUAGGUUAAAUACAAUAAGGAACAAUAGUGUAUGAUAUCUGUCUUUUACAGUUAGACCUUGAAACAAAUUUUAAACUAUCUUUAAAAUGUUUGAAUAGAAGUGUGGCUAAUAAAAAUUCCUAGUCUAGGCCAGGUGUGGUGGCAUACAACUGUAAUCCCAGCACUUGGGAGGCUGAGGCAGAAGGAUCACCAUGAGCUCAAAGCCAGCCUGGCUACAUAGGGAGUUCAAGGUCAACCUGAACCAUAAUGUGAGACCCCUGUAUCAAAAAAAAAAAUCCCUAGUCUUAUUUUCACUUAGGUACUUUGAGAAUUAUGAUAAUCUGAUAUUUUUAUUUUCCUAAAACUAGCUAUGUGUGGUAGAGCACACCUGUUAAUGCCAGCCCUUGGGAGGCUCCAUUGCCAUGAGUUUGAAGCCAGCCUGGGCUAUGUGGUAAGUUCAAGGCCAGCCUGAAAUACAUAGCAAGACCUCAUCUCAACAUAACCAAAAAAUAAAUACUUACAACUUGUUUAGUUUUAAGUCUUGAAGGUUGGUUCUAAUUUAUAUAUCAAUGUAUCGAAAUUAUUCAACGAAGGUUUGAAAACCAAUGGAGUAGAGAUUUUGUUCAGAAACUGCUUCUGUGCUGUACAUUCAAGAAUUCCUCAGCAGUUGAUGACAUUUUCUUUUAUGUUACCUACUUACAGGAACAUUUACUGAAUGCAGAGUAAUUUACUGGAUAUUUUAUUUCAAAAUUCAGCCUCUGAUUUUGUAACCAUAAAGUGUCUUCAUUCAACAGUUUGUAAGCAUACCGCCAUAACCUUUUUAUCGCCUCUUCAUAAUCUUAUGGAUUCUAUAGAUUUGUAAAUACCAUGUUUGUUUUAUAGAUACUAUGAUGAUUAAUGGAAUGAAUUUAAGUUGUUUUCCAUUCUUUUUUCCUCAGCUCAUUUCUUUUUAUCUUCCCACUGACAGUCUUUGGUAGCUCUUCAAUAAAUUCUACCUGUUGGUAUCGAGAGGAAGAAAUUUAGCCCAGAAGUUUUUAUCUUUAGAUAAAAGCAAUUAUUUAAUAGUUUUAUUAUGAAUUCUAGGUGAAAGAAAGGGCACCCAUUGGGGUUGGUUUUUGGUAAAAAGAUAAACAAAGGGGUGUUAUUGAAAUUUUUCUUUUUCUUUUUUGUUAUUUUUUUGUUUGUUUGUGGUACUUGGGGUUGAAUCCAAGGCCUUUGGACUGAACUAUAUCCCCAUCCCUUUUUAUAUUUUUCAUUUUGAGACAAGAUCUUACUAAGUUGCCCAGGCUAGGCUCAAACUUGUGAUCCUCCAGCCUCAGCCUCCCAGAAUGCAGGGAUUACAGAUGGGCCUCACUGUGCCCAGCUGGUUUUUCUUGGUAUUUAGUAUUUACUACAAGUCCAGUGAGCCAAAUGACCAAAUAAAUUAGACUGUUACUGUAAUCUCAACAAUUCUAAUUCUUAUCUAUAUGUCAUUAGUUCCAUUUGGAACAUUUUGUGUAGCAGGUUUGAGGAAAACGUUCAGUGAAAAGGAAAAAAACACCUGAAGUUUUUUCAGAACGCUGAAUGGAUAUUUAUCAUAAUUAGGAUGCCUACCUUUCUGGGAUAUUUGUAAGGUGCUGUAGUUUUUUUUACAUGCUCCUGAAUCUCCUUUUUCAGUUGUUCUUGCUCAUGUGACUUGUAAUCAGGGUUCAGAACAAUAAAAGCCUUUACUACCUAAAAUAAAUAUUUGAAACAUCAGAAA